Molecule: messenger RNA, 1806 nt
Organism: Vanderwaltozyma polyspora DSM 70294
Lineage: Eukaryota; Fungi; Ascomycota; Saccharomycetes; Saccharomycetales; Saccharomycetaceae
Gene: SNF1
Product: AMP-activated serine/threonine-protein kinase catalytic subunit SNF1
Exons: 1
Coding region: 1-1806 (601 amino acids)
Biological process (GO): intracellular signal transduction; protein phosphorylation
Cellular component (GO): cytoplasm
Molecular function (GO): protein serine/threonine kinase activity; ATP binding
Source: RefSeq, a predicted model, not a curated record
AUGGAUACUAAUUCUUCUAAUGGCGGUGUUCGCCAUGUUCAUCAGCAUCACCACCAGGGGAGUUCGUCUAAUUUUAAUCCUACGUUACAAAGAAACUUGAAUGAUGGGAGCCGUAUCGGGAACUACCAGAUCAUCAAGACUCUGGGUGAAGGUUCCUUUGGUAAGGUUAAGUUGGCUUACCAUGUUACUACUAAUCAAAGGGUUGCUUUGAAAAUUAUCAAUAAAAAAAUACUGGCAAAGAGUGAUAUGCAAGGAAGAAUAGAAAGGGAAAUUUCAUAUUUAAGGUUAUUGAGACAUCCACACAUUAUUAAAUUGUACGAUGUUAUAAAAUCAAAGGAAGAUAUUAUCAUGGUCAUAGAGUAUGCUGAUCAUGAAUUGUUCGAUUACAUUGUCCAAAGAGAUAAGAUGAGUGAAAAUGAAGCUCGUAAAUUCUUCCAGCAAAUCAUUAGUGCUGUGGAAUACUGUCAUAGACAUAAAAUUGUUCAUAGAGAUUUAAAACCAGAAAAUUUACUGUUGGAUGAAGAGUUGAACGUAAAGAUUGCAGAUUUCGGUUUGUCAAACAUAAUGACUGAUGGUAAUUUUUUAAAGACUUCGUGUGGUUCUCCAAAUUAUGCUGCCCCUGAAGUCAUCAGUGGGAAACUUUAUGCAGGUCCAGAAGUAGAUGUUUGGUCCUGUGGUGUGAUCCUUUACGUCAUGUUGUGCCGUCGUCUACCUUUCGAUGACGAUAGCAUCCCCGUCCUAUUUAAAAAUAUCAGCAAUGGUAUCUACACUUUACCUAAAUUUUUAUCUCCAGGCGCUGCAAACUUAAUUAAAAGAAUGCUUAUCGUCAAUCCGUUGAAUAGAAUUAGCAUGAACGAAAUCAUGGAGGAUGAAUGGUUUAGAGUAGACUUCCCAGAAUAUUUAGAGCCGCAGGACAUGAAAUUAAAAUCCUCCAAGGAUAACAACAACAGUAAUGAUGGAUCGUCAGAAGAAAUCAAUGAAGAUCUAGUAGACAUCCUAUCAAGAACAAUGGGUUACGAGAAACAUGAAAUUUAUGAGUGUUUACAAUCUACAGAAGAUAACCCAGUGUCGAACGAAAUAAGAGAUGCAUACAUGUUGAUAAAAGAAAGUAAGUACCUAAUGAAUGACAUAAAUUCGAAAGUGAAAACUAAAGACGAUCUAGACACUUUACUCACUCAAUCCUUACCAUCGUUAAACAGAAAGCCAAAUUUACACACUUACGGACAUCACCAAAGACCGAUUAUUAGUGCUUCUACCCAACAAAGAACACGUACAUUCAUGGAUUUAGCUAAAGAAGAAAAUUCUACAGUGGCAAUUUUACCAACUUCAUUACCUCAAAUCCAUAGAGCCAACUUGCUGGCAUCUGGAUUACCAACUGCAGCCUCAAUUUCGCCUUUGGUCAAUAAAAAAUCAAAGACAAAAUGGCAUUUUGGUAUUAGAUCAAGGUCUUAUCCAUUGGACGUCAUGGGUGAAAUAUACAUUGCUUUAAAAAAUCUAGGGGCCGAAUGGGCUAAGCCAUCUGAAGAAGAUUUAUGGACCAUUAGAGUAAGAUGGAAAUAUGAUGUUUCGCAAAAAAAUAAUGAAGUUGUCCCUGACCUAAUGAAAAUUGUUAUUCAAUUGUUCCAAAUCGAAACCAAUAACUAUUUGGUAGACUUUAAAUUCGAUGGUUGGGAAAAUAGUAGAGGUAUCCCUUUACCAUUGUCAAAAAUAACUGAUGAUGAAAUGUGUACCUUUUCAGCAUACCCAUUUUUGCAUUUGACUACAAGACUGAUAAUGGAGUUAGCAGUAAAUAGCCAAAACGGUUAG